Messenger RNA from Thyridium curvatum, 1761 nucleotides. RefSeq lists its product as uncharacterized. Gene Ontology annotation, molecular function: Hsp90 protein binding. The record is from RefSeq and is a predicted model, not a curated record. The transcript is spliced from 4 exons. The coding region runs from base 1 to 1761 and encodes 586 amino acids. NCBI's taxonomy places the organism in Eukaryota, Fungi, Ascomycota, Sordariomycetes, Thyridiales, Thyridiaceae.
AUGUCGACCGCGGACGAGCUCAAGGCUCUGGGCAACAAGGCCAUCGCCGCCAAGGACUUCGACGAGGCUAUUGACAAGUUCACACAGGCUAUCGAACUCACGCCUGACAACCACAUUCUCUACAGCAACCGCUCAGCAGCAUACGCCUCCAAGAAGGAGUGGGACAAUGCCCUGAAGGAUGCCGAGAAGACCACCGAGCUGAAGCCUGACUGGGCCAAGGGUUGGGGUCGCAAGGGCAGUGCACUCUGGGGCAAGGGCGAUCUGCUGGGGGCAACCGACGCAUACGAGGCCGGUCUGAAGAUUGACCCUAACAACGCCGGCCUCAAGAACGACCUGGCUGGUGUGAACAGGGCCAUUGAGGCCGAAGUGAGCGGAGGUGCAGGCGGCAUGGAUCCUGCUGCUGGCCUAGGCCAGAUGUUCAGCGAUCCCCAGCUCAUCCAGAAGCUCGCCGCCAACCCCAAGACGAGCGCCUUCCUCGCCGAUCCGACGUUUAUGCAGAAGCUCCAAUCCAUUCAGCAAAACCCCAAGAACACUCAGGAUCUCUUCAGCGACCCCAGGCUCAUCCAGGUGCUAGGCGUCCUGAUGGGCGUCGACAUGCAGAUGGGCAUGCCCCCAGAGGGAGCCAACACUGCGGAUGCGUCCAAGAUGCAGGAGGACCAGGAGAUGCCGGAUGUGAUGCCCGAGCCUAAGAGGCCCGAGGCUCCCAAGAAGGCACCGGAGCCCGAGCCUGAGCCCGAGGACGAGGAGGCCCUGGAGACGAAGAAGGCCAAGGAGGCCGCCGACAAGGAGAAGGCCCUGGGCACCGAGAACUACAAGAAGCGCAACUUUGACGAGGCCAUCAAGCACUACCAGGCCGCCUGGGACCUGCACAAGGACAUCACCUACCUCAACAACCUCGGCGCAGCCUACUUCGAGAAGGGAGAUUACCAGGCCUGCAUCGACACGUGCACCAAGGCUGUCGAGGAGGGCCGCCAAAUCUACGCCGACUUCAAGAUGAUCGCCAAGUCGUACGCGCGCAUCGGCUCCGCCUACGAGAAGCAGGGCGAUCUGGCCAACGCCAUCGACUUCUACAACAUGUCGCUGCGCGAGCACCGCACGCCCGAGGUCGUGACCAAGGUGCGCGCCGCCGAGCGCAAGAAGAUCGAGGACGCCAAGAAGGCCUACGUCAACCCGGAGGAGGCCGAAAAGGCGCGCGAGGAGGGCAACAAGAAGUUCAAGGAGCAGGACUGGCCGGGCGCCGUCGCCGCCUACACGGAGAUGGUCAAGCGCGCGCCCGAGGACCCGCGCGGCUACAGCAACCGCGCGGCGGCGUUCGUCAAGCUGCUCGAGUUCCCGAGCGCGCUCGAGGACUGCGACGCGGCCAUCAAGCGCGACCCCAAGUUCAUCCGGGCCUACAUCCGCAAGGCGCAGGCCUACUUUGGCAUGCGCGAGUACAGCAAGUGCCUCGACGCGUGCACCGAGGCCGAGACGGUCGACAAGGAGUCGCACGGCGGCGCCAACGCGCGCGAGAUCGAGGCGCAGCAGCAGAAGGCGUUUGCGGCCAUGUACUCGGCCCGGGAGAACGAGUCGGAGGAGCAGACGCGGGAGAGGCUGAUGAAGGACCCCGAGAUCAUGGGCAUCAUGCAGGACCCCGUCAUGCAGGCCAUCCUGCAGCAGGCGCAGUCCGACCCGGCCGCGCUGUCGGAGCACAUGAAGAACCCCAACGUCCGGUCCAAGAUCCAGAAGCUGAUUGCGGCUGGCGUGAUCCGCGUCGGUCGUUAA